Molecule: messenger RNA, 1760 nt
Organism: Cucurbita moschata (crookneck pumpkin)
Lineage: Eukaryota; Viridiplantae; Streptophyta; Magnoliopsida; Cucurbitales; Cucurbitaceae
Product: allantoate deiminase 2
Exons: 12
Coding region: 103-1611 (502 amino acids)
Molecular function (GO): hydrolase activity, acting on carbon-nitrogen (but not peptide) bonds, in linear amidines
Source: RefSeq, a predicted model, not a curated record
UUCCAAAUUCCAAAUUCCAGAGAGGCUUUCGGCCUCCGCCAUAGCUCUCCGGCUGCCUUUUCUCUCCGCCGCUUCUUCUUCGUAUCACUGCAGCCGCCGGUCAUGGCCAUUGCCUCUGCUUCCACGACCGUUUUUUUCAUCAAGAAUCAUCAACGCCAUCAUUAUCCCUACUAUUCUUCAUUCUCCAUUUUGUUUUCCUACCUGAUCUUUUUACUUUUGUUUUCAUCUCCUCCCACCGCUUACGCGUUUACUGGAGAUGUAGCCGAAGAUUCGAAUAACAGAAGGGCUGAUUUGUUCGUGCAAAUUCUCAAGGACGAAGCGGUAGGAAGAUUGAACGAACUAGGGAAGGUGAGUGAUGCGGCUCGAUAUCUUGAGAGGACAUUCUUGAGUCCAGCUUCAAUUAAAGCAAGAUUUCUUCUUCAAAAAUGGAUGGAGGAUGCUGGAUUAAGAACGUGGGUUGACUGCAUGGGCAAUCUACAUGGUCGAACUGAGGGCAGGAAUGCAAGUGCUGAAGCAUUAUUGAUUGGAUCUCACUUGGAUACUGUUGUUGAUGCUGGAAAAUUUGAUGGCGCAUUAGGCAUCAUAUCUGCUAUCUCUGCUUUGAAAGUUUUUUAUAUGAAUGGGAAGUUAGAAGAAUUAAAGAGGCCAAUUGAGGUGAUUGCCUUCAGUGAUGAAGAGGGCGUGAGGUUUCAAUCAACCUUUUUAGGAAGUGCUGCUAUUGCUGGUAUCUUACCAGUUUCAUCUUUGGAAAUAUCAGAUAAAAGUGGCAUGACUAUAAAAGAUGUUAUUACGGAGAGUGGUGUACAGAUAACAGAGGAGAACCUGUUGCAACUCAAGUAUGACCGUAAGUCUGUCUGGGGAUAUGUUGAGGUUCAUAUUGAACAAGGUCCCGUACUUGAGUGGUCUGGUUUUCCUCUUGGAGUGGUUAGAGGCAUUGCUGGGCAGACACGCCUAAAGGUUACAGUGAGAGGUUCUCAGGGGCAUGCAGGAACGGUUCCAAUGCCUUUGCGCCAAGAUCCCAUGGCAGCUUCAGCUGAAUUGAUUGUACAAUUGGAAAAACUCUGUAAGCAACCAGAGAGUUACUUAUCUUUUGAUGGCCAUUGCAGUGAUUCUACCCUGAAAUCACUUUCCACAUCUCUUGUCUGUACGGUUGGAGAGAUAUCAACAUGGCCCAGUGCAAGCAAUGUCAUUCCAGGCCAGGUGACCUUCACUGUAGAUUUACGUACUAUCGAUGACAUUGGACGAGAAGCUGUAAUUUAUGAAUUCUCUAAUCAGGUACAUAAAAUUUGCAGCAGCCGGUCGGUUUUGUGCAAUAUCGAACGUAAGCAUGAUGCAAAUGCCGUAAUUAGUGAUUCGGAGCUGAGCUCGCAGCUGAAAUCUGCAGCUUCCGCUGCACUCAAAAAAAUGGUAGGCGAGAUUCAGGAGGAAGUACCUGUAUUAAUGAGUGGAGCCGGGCACGAUGCAAUGGCAAUGUCUUAUUUAACGAAGGUGGGAAUGUUGUUCGUCCGCUGUCGUGGAGGUGCAAGUCACUCCCCCUCCGAGCAUGUAUUGGAGGACGACGUUUGGGCGGCGGGUUUGGCUGUCUUGGAAUUUCUAGAAAACCAUCUGUAGUAUUUUUACUCUAUGUUCCCAGUACGCAAAACUAAUUAGUUACUUAGUAGAAGUGCUACAUGUUAAUUCAUUUGUACAAUCCAUCUUCGUAGAUUUGUACUGCCCCUUUGGUCGUAAGCAAGACUAAUAAACUUCAUGUUGUAUGUAAA